AUUAAAUAUAAAUUAAAAUGGAUUAUGAGUCAUUGUAUAAAUUGAUCCCUAAAGAACCAAAGAAAUGGUUGACUUAAGAUGUUAUAAACUGGCUAAAAUUUAUAGGACUAGGAUAAAUGGAAUAAAAAUUUGGUAUUUAAAUAUAAAGAAUAUAGUUGAAUGUUCUAUUGAUGGAGCUGUUUUGGAAGACUUGACCGAAAAAGAUUUAGACGAAGAAUUAGGGAUUACAUAAAGAAUUAUUAAAAGAAAAUUGCUUAAUUGUAACGAGGUUAUUAAUUUUAGGGGUAAAUCAUGGACUAAAAGAAUAUAAUGAAUAUAUAAAAUAAAUGAAAAUGCCAAAUCUAAAUAACAAGAAAUAGUAAGAUGAAGAUUUCACUAUAUAAAAAAACGUUGCAAAUAAUCAAUUUGAAUAAAUGUUGAUAGAGAAUCAUGAAAAUAAUAGCAACGAUUAAUUCAUAAGUUCAGUUGUUAGAUAGGAAGAAUUAGCAAUCAAAUAAGAAAUACCAGGAUUUAAUAAAUUUGAACACUAAUUAAUACUUUAACCAAUAGAAGGAUAAUAAUCUAAUUUUUAUUGUGUAAGAGAAGCAGGUGCCAAAAUAGGAAGACAUUCAAGCAAUUAAAUUCUAAUUUUGGAAGAGAAUAUUAGUAGAUUUCAUGCUGAAAUAAUAUUCUAAGAUUCCACGGUAUAUAAAAUAGUUAUAAAAUGUAGUUUGCACUUAAAGACAUAGGAAGUACAACAGGAACAUUUAUUAAAAUACUUAAGAGUUUAACAUUAAAAUAAGGUAUGCUAAUUGAAUUGGGAAGUAACUAAUUCUCAAUUUAGAAAUUAGAUUUAUUAGACAAUGGAGGAAUUGAAGUAUGAUUUAAUAAAAAUUUGUAGAUCUCUUUAUUUGUAGUUGAAGGACCUAAUUUAGAAGAUACUAUAACAUUUUAAUUAAAUAAAGAUAAACCAUCUGUUACUCUUGGAAGAAAAUCAACAGUUGAUAUAUCAUUCCCUGAAGAUCAUCAUUUAUCUAAUUAACAUGCUAAAUUUUAUUUAGUUGAUUAAACUGUUACUAUUGAAGAUCAUGGUUCAACAAAUGGGUAAUUUCAUUUCUAUUAAUAUAUUAGAUCUUGGAUGAGACUAUCAGGAGAAGGUAAAAUGAGUAAUCUUUUUUAUUUGGAUCCAAAUGAAGAAAUCAUUAUAAGAAUUGGAACAACUAACUAAUAUAUUUGUCAAUAAAAUAAAAUGAAGGUUAAUGAAAUCUCUGGUGAAAACUUAUGCAUUAUAUGUGUUGAAAGAGAAAGGGAUUGUUUAAUAUUACCAUGUAAACAUAAUGCCACUUGUUUAAAAUGCAGUAAGAAUUUGGCUCUUUGUCCCUUCUGUAGAGUCAAAAUCUAAGAGACUAUCAGAAUUUAUAAAAAUUGAC
Paramecium sonneborni is the source of this 1409-nucleotide messenger RNA. NCBI's taxonomy places the organism in Eukaryota, Ciliophora, Oligohymenophorea, Peniculida, Parameciidae. The record is from the annotation of a GenBank genome assembly.